UUUUAUUUUAAAUAUUAUUAAUAUUUAUCUCAAAUUUCCAGACAUUACAUUUUUUUUAAUUUUUUUUUUACUUUAUACCUCCAAUUUUUUAACCCAGAAACUCACAAAAAUGAACUUUCAAACACCAGGAGCGUCCCCAGCCAGGUGUGCCUCCAGCCCCAGAUGUUUAAAUCAUUAAAGCAAACUGACUUUCGGUGAUUUCAUUUUUGUUUUUUCCUCUGAAGGUUUGAGAUUAAAGCGUCACCUGUUGCUGCGUCUCCUCCACUCAGACAACCGCGAUUUGCGCUCUGGAGACGCAAAAAAAACAAAAAACAAACAGAAAAAGAGAACAUAAUCCAUAUCACACCUCCGCAGUUCAUUCAUUCUCAAAGCAAAAAGAAAAAAAAAGAAAAGCAACCCGCGCCAGGAGCGUUUGGAGUGCGUAAAUCGGCGCUGCGCUUUUUACGCACAAGAAAAUAAUCAACAAAUCAACAAAAACUUGUGACCCAGAGUUUAAUUUUUAUUUUUUCGUCAUCCUCCUCAUCAUGCUGUUCGACAGCUUCGACUUGAUCUCGGCUCUGGCCACGCUGGCCGCCUGCCUGGUGUCCAUGGCGCUGCUGGUCGCCGUGUCCCAGCAGCUCUGGCAGCUCCGGUGGACGGCCACCCGGGACAAGAACUGCAAGCUGCCGAUGCCCAAAGGCUCCAUGGGCUUCCCCUUCAUCGGAGAGACCUGCCACUGGCUGCUGCAGGGUUCGGGCUUCCACGCAUCGCGAAGGCAGAAAUACGGCAACGUGUUCAAGACCCACCUGCUCGGCCGACCUCUGAUCCGAGUGACGGGGGCCGAAAACGUCCGGAAGGUUCUGAUGGGCGAGCACACGCUGGUGACGGUGGACUGGCCGCAGAGCACGUCGACGCUGCUGGGACCCAACUCUCUGGCCAACAGCAUCGGAGACAUCCACCGCAGGAGGAGGAAGGUGUUCGCCAAAGUGUUCAGCCAUGAAGCGUUGGAGUCCUACCUCCCAAAAAUCCAGCAGGUCAUCCAAGAGAGCCUCCGAGUGUGGAGCUCCAACCCCGAGCCCAUCAACGUCUACAGGGAGAGCCAGCGGCUGUCGUUCACCAUGGCCGUCAGGGUGCUGCUGGGAUUCAGGGUGUCGGAGGAGGAAAUGAGGCUCCAGUUCUCCACCUUUCAGGACUUUGUCAACAACCUCUUCAGCCUCCCAAUCGACCUGCCGUUCAGCGGCUACCGCAAGGGAAUCCGAGCAAGAGACACGCUUCAGAAAAGCAUAGAGAAAGCCAUCAGAGAAAAGCCUCUGUGUUCCCAGGGGAAGGAUUACAGCGACGCGCUGGACGUCCUGAUGGAGAGCGCCAAGGAGAACGGCACAGAGCUCAGCAUGCAGGAGCUCAAGGAAUCAACCAUCGAGCUGAUCUUCGCUGCCUUCGCCACCACCGCCAGCGCUAGCACCUCCCUGAUCAUGGCGCUCCUCCGCCACCCUCAGGUUCUGGAGCGCCUCCGGGAGGAGCUGAGGGGCCGGGGCCUCCUCCACAACGGCUGCCUCUGUCCUGAACAAGAGCUGAGGCUGGACAACAUCAUCAGCCUCAAGUACCUGGACUGUGUCAUCAAGGAGGUGCUGAGGCUGUACACGCCGGUCUCCGGCGCCUACAGAACAGCAAUGCAGACCUUCGAACUAGAUGGAGUUCAGAUUCCCAAAGGCUGGAGUGUGAUGUACAGCAUUCGGGACACUCACGACACAGCUGCCGUCUUCAAAGACGUGGAAGCCUUCGAUCCCGACCGCUUCAGUCAGGAGCGGAGCGAAGACAAGGAGGGCCGCUUCCACUACCUGCCGUUUGGCGGCGGCGUUCGCUCCUGUCUGGGAAAGCAACUCGCCACGCUUUUCCUGCGCAUCCUGGCCAUCGAGCUGGCCAGCACCAGCCGCUUUGAGCUGGCCACUCGCCAGUUCCCGCGCGUCAUCACGGUCCCCGUGGUUCACCCCGUCGACGGGUUAAAGGUCAAGUUCUACGGCCUGGACUCCAAUCAGAACGAGAUCUUGGCGAAGUCAGACGAGCUGCUGGGAGCGACGGUUUAGUAAGGGCGGCUGCUCAUGAGGGUUGGGUGGGGAAGUUCAGAGAUUUAAGUCUUUAGGGAGAAGAUUGAUGGAAGGAAACAAUAAUUUCAGAAAGAUUUGUCCUUCUUCACCUUUGUUCUGCCAGAUUGGAGCGUUCUUUCAGACUCUUCUAACAAAUGGUUAUCAGGACUCUUCUUUAAGAAAGGAGGAAACUGCCAAAAAACUUUUUAAAUAUGCUCUAUUCUGUGUAUUUUCUGAAGAAAUAUACUUACAAAAUAUGUACAAAAAGCUAUCUAAUAUAAUUUGAAUGGGAGUGGUGCACAACAGACUUUUGGUGAAAUGAAGAGUUGAGAUGAGAACAGUGACGGUGUUUUAGAGAGAGGCGGGAGAUAAAACAGGGUAUAGAGAGAAGGAAUAUAAUUUUCAACCAUUUUGCUUGUGCUUAAAUUCAAUAAAUCAUUUUCAGUUGACUUGCAGGGUAAAAGAGAUGGAUUAUAUGGAAACAGAGUUUUUCUUAUCGGCGAAUAUUUAACCUGGCACCCAUGUGCUAAAAUGUGUAAUAUCUGAUACAGGGAUGAAUAUUUAAAAAACAACAAGGACAAAAUUGCUUUGAUUGAUUGGAUACGUUAAGCAUACAAUACAUUUUAAAAUAGAAACAGUUGAGUUUUAUUAGAAUUACCUAAAAGAGAAAACGAGUAACAUAUUCUUUAAAAGCAAACCGGAUAAAGAAUAACCAGGCAGUCUAACAGCAGCUUGAUUUGAAAACAAACUGUUUAAUUUGGUUUGUUUUAUUUAUAUCCUGUUUGGUUUGCCUUUUUAAAAAAAAUCAAAUCUAUUGUUAGGUUUAUGAAAAGCCUUCUUCAUUAACCUUAAUAACUAAGUCUUCUUCUUUGGAAAUAAAAUUGUUAAGCUGUAGGAACCAAAUGCACCUGGUUAGGGUUAAUGAACUGAGCCUACUUAGUUUGGCUUAAGAGCUAAUUCUGCUAGGUUAGGAAACCCAGUUUUUCAUACUUGAUUAGGUUUAGGAACCAGAUCUACAUGAUAAGAUUCAGAAAACAAACCAACUUCUUUAUGUUGAAACGGAAACUUGGUUAAUGAUCAAUCCUACUUGACUGGUUUAGGGCCUACACUGACUUGAUUAGGUUUAGAAACCAUUCCCACUUGGGCAGGUUUAAGAACCAACCCAUUGGAUUUAGGACCCAAACCUUCUUGGUCAUAUUUAGGAAGAAGUCCUACUUGGUUGGAUUGGUUUAUGUACCAAUUCUAUUUGGUUGUGUUUAGAGAGCAGUCCUACUUCAUUGGGUUUAGGAACCAACCCUACUUGAUCGAGUUUAGGAAGAAAUUAUACUUCAUUGGGUUCCAAGAAAUUCUACUCAAUAGGAUUUUUGGAAAGAAAUUCUUCUUUGUUGUCAGUCUUACUUGGUUGGUGUUGAAGAACCAAGCCUACUUAAUUGGGUUUAGGAACCAAACCUACUUGGUCGUGUUGAAAAACUAAGCCUGCUUGGGUAGCUUUAGGAACCAAACUGACUUGGUCAUGUUUAUCUGAACAAACUAGCAUUAGCUUUAGGAGUUGAGCUUAGUUGUUGACCAAACCUACUUUAGUUACAUAUCCAGUUUACUCAGUUUCGAAAACUUUUUUGAUCAAAAUAGGUUUGAACCAAAUUUACCUGUUUAUGUUUAGAAAUUAUUCCCAAAAAGGUUCUGCUUACCAUCAAUGACUCAACUAACACUACAAAAUCUACGGAUGUGACGGUAUUAAAAACCAGUAUGAAAAAAAAAACAACAACUUUUUGUUCAAAACAAACCAACAAAACACAGGUUGACUAUUCCCAACAGUAAAAAAUACAAACUGCUUGGUUAGGAACGCUUCCUACAUUUUGCUUAACCUAGUGAUGCUAACGUUAAACUCAGGUGCAAAGAAGACAAUGUAAAACUUAGAUUAUCUGCUUGUUGAUAUUUUUCUGACUGCAAAAUAAAAUUUCUUACUAAUAGCUUUAAUUUUUUAGGUGAAACAACUACCUGGCAAAUUAAGAUUUAAUUUUUUAGCUAAUGUAUUCCUCUAUCUUAUCCUUUACAGUUCAGAAGGCACAAUUUUCAGUUUGUCUAGUUAUUAAAUAAACAAAGCUACCAACUUACAUUGAGAGAUUAGAACGUCGUGGAUAAUGAACGUAUUUGAUAGUAUGCUUGUUCUCAUAAAGCAGUGCACCUUCUUAGGCUGGAACCGGGUUAAAAGAUCAGGGGAUUUGGUGAAAGUAUAUAGGAAGAGACCUACAUACAUGCUGCUUAAGUGCUGCCUUAUCUUUGUCUUUUUUUUAUUAUUGUGCACUUCUUUUAUUGUUCCACCACCAUGGAGGUCAACAGCGUUUACUCUCUCGUUGCUCCUCCGUUCAACAACAAGACUGCAAAGCAAAUUCAGUCCCAGAAGGCUUGAGGUGAUUGCACAAUCAGAACUUCGGGAAUUUGCGUGUUCGGUUACCCCAGAGGUUUUUGGGGGGGCGGAGCUUCUGCAGCAGAGAUCCGGAACUUGCUACAAUUCCGGAACUUUCGACAUUCUAAAGCGUCUGAGAAAUGGACCAAUGGGGCAGAGGGCGGGGCUUCCUCCGUGGAGUUCCGGAACUUGCUAGCGGAACUUUCAGACAUUCCGGAGAGUUCUAAAGAGAAAAGGACCAAUGAGAUAUCAGGCAGGGGGCGGGGCUUACGGUCUUGAUGGACUCUGCUUGUGCCACGCCCGUUUCAUUUCUCCCAACCACACCACUGAUUUUCAUUUUGUUUUCACAACAGAGAAAUAUGAAAACUGAAAUGGUUUAUUUUGCUGCUUUUUCUUGUAUACGUUUUCAAGUUGAAAGUUAUAGAUUGCAAUAGUUUGUACUGAGUGAGAUUUGAGUUAUGUCAAUUCUUUUUUUAAAAAACAUUUUUUAUAGCAUAAGGAGCAUUAAUAGGGUUAUUAAUAGGUGUGUAUUAAUUUGUACAUUAUUCCUUAUCAGACUAUGGGGAAAUAGCUAUUUACAUCAACUAAUAACCUAUUAUUAAUGUUAUUGUAUGAAUAAUAUUGUUGGUAUAAGAUAUUUGAAAUGCUAUUUUUUAUUCUAUUGCAGAUUUAGUUUUUAGCCUACAUGAGAAUGUCUUUGGUAAAUAUUGGAUGUAUUUAGAAUGUUAUGAAUUUCAGUUUAUAUUGUAAACAGUGUUUAAAAUGUUGAUAUUGUUGAUUUGAUUACUGUAAUAAUUAUUAUUUUUGUUAUCCAGACUUAUUAUCACUGCAUUUUAUUUUACAUUAAUUAUGGAAACAGAAAGCACUUGCCAGAUAUGUUUAUUUUUUAAGUGCCAUGCGACUACAGUUCAAUCUUCCUUUCAACCUGUUGGUUUCUGAGUCUGUCUUUUGUCCUUCUGUACAUAAUUUGCAAUUCUUUUUACAGGAAGAAAUGUUCAUUUAGUUUAAUUAUGAAUGUCUCGUGAUAGUUUUUCCAUUUUCUUUUUUUUUUUUUUUGUUACCAAGACUGCUAUGUGUACUCCUGUAAUAAACCACAAAGAAAAAAUA
This is a messenger RNA of Poecilia reticulata (guppy), 5577 nucleotides long. It is a transcript of the gene cyp26b1, whose product is annotated as cytochrome P450, family 26, subfamily b, polypeptide 1. The record is from RefSeq and is a predicted model, not a curated record. Lineage: Eukaryota; Metazoa; Chordata; Actinopteri; Cyprinodontiformes; Poeciliidae. Gene Ontology annotation, biological process: sterol metabolic process. Gene Ontology annotation, molecular function: monooxygenase activity; heme binding; iron ion binding.